AUGGUAUUUUAUUGUGUAAUUUCUGGUUGCAAAACCAACCGCCCUGGUGGUUUAAAGUUGCCGCUUUUUUCGGUACCGAAAGAUAUCGUACGUAGACAAAGUUGGGAAACUGCACUUGGUAUAAAAAAUUUGGAGUCCUCGAAGCAUCGUGUAUGUGAAAAACAUUUUCCUCCAGAAAAUGUGAUACGAUGUACAGAACACAGGGAUGCGUCUGGAAAUUUAAUUGCUAAGGUACCACUUCGAACUUUUCGACUUUCUGAAAAUGCAAUUCCAUCUCUUUCUCCGAAUGGUAAUAUGGAUGAAAAGGAAAAUGUUGAAGAACUUGAUAAUCCUGUUCAUGAAAACACAUCUGAGAAUGUUCUGAAUGAUACUAUAAAUCAGAUUUUUGAUAGUACAAUUCAUGACCAUGGUUACACACACAAUAUAGUUGCAAUGGAUAUAAAAGAAGAAGUAAUGAUCGAUUCAUCAGAAGAAGAAAAUAUUCAAUGUGCAGAUCAAGAAGAAGAAAAUAUUCAGUGCACAGAUCAAGAAGAGGAAAAUAUUCAGUGCGCAGAUCAAGAAGAAGAAGAAGAAAAUAUGUUUACACAGUUAUGUGAAAAUAUUAAUUUCUUUCAAUUACCAAAAGAUUGGACUGUACAUAUUCCUUCUAAUAAAAAUAGCGUAACUUUUUUAGAAAUUGAAAUCAAUUUAACCAAUGAUAAUUACAAUGCUUGUCUAGUAAAAAGAAGUAUUAUAAUAAAAGAUAAUAUGGACAUUGUAUAUAUAGCAUUGGAAAAAACUAUAUCUUCAGAAAAACUUAAUCUUCCAAAUAAAUUUCACAAUUUUGAAGAAUUGAGGAUAAUACUAAAUCAUUUUUCUAAUAUGUUAUUUUGUUCUGGGAUAGCUGACAUUGAUGGUGUAAACCUAGUAAAACAUACAAUUGGAUAUACUGAUUGUCAUGAUAAAUUAAGGCAUAAAAAGUGUCAUAUAUUAACUUUAUUUGAAAAAUGUGAAAUGUGUGAAAAAGUGAGGAGAACUGUUAGACAAAAAAGACGUCGUAUGUCUAAAAGAAAUAUGGGUGAGGAAAUUACUGAUUUUACAAACACAGAUGUUUUACAUAUCUGGAAGAAGAAGUUUGACGCACAAAGAAGUGCACUUUUCCGUGCAAAAAAAACAAUUAGAACACUUCAAGCUCGUAUUAACGAAAUGAAGGUAGAUUUAAGUAACAUAGAUAUGCAAACUGUACUUAAAAAAUGCAGAGAUCACCAAAUUCCAGAUAUACAGAUGACGUUAAUUGAACAAAUUAUAGCAUCUGCAAAGUUGAAAAGUGUAAAAGGUCAACGAUAUAGUGGAGAUUGGAUGAUGCUAUGCACUUUAAUGUACAUUCGUUCUCCUGAAGGGUAUGGACAUUUACAAAAGUUGAAUAUAUUGCCUUUGCCCUGUGCAAGAACUGUUCGUCGAUGUUUAUCUCUUGUAGAAACAAAGUGUGGUCUAGAUAAUAAGUUUUUCGAAUAAAAGUCUAUAUGUUCGUUAUAGAAAAAA
Molecule: messenger RNA, 1521 nt
Organism: Bombus terrestris (buff-tailed bumblebee)
Lineage: Eukaryota; Metazoa; Arthropoda; Insecta; Hymenoptera; Apidae
Exons: 2
Coding region: 1-1494 (497 amino acids)
Source: RefSeq, a predicted model, not a curated record